Molecule: messenger RNA, 2370 nt
Organism: Limulus polyphemus (Atlantic horseshoe crab)
Lineage: Eukaryota; Metazoa; Arthropoda; Merostomata; Xiphosura; Limulidae
Gene: GAA1
Product: glycosylphosphatidylinositol anchor attachment 1 protein-like
Exons: 12
Coding region: 313-2196 (627 amino acids)
Biological process (GO): attachment of GPI anchor to protein
Cellular component (GO): membrane; GPI-anchor transamidase complex
Source: RefSeq, a predicted model, not a curated record
AAUUAACCGCUUGAAGUGUUACGAUAGGCCUCUGACAGUGGAACUUUAGCGUUUAAGUAGAGACGAACAAAAAUCGUACACCGCAGAUGUACGACUGUUGUGUAUAUAGUAAUUACCGUAAAACGUAAUGAAUGAAUUCUGGAAUUUGAUGAUAGUGUAGUCUACUUGAAGUUCAGUCAUUUGUUUGUCAGUGAGAUUGAGACUGAAAGUGAAAUUCAAAACUCAAGUAUCGUCACUGACGCAUCACUACUGCCCUGGCAUUAGCAGUAUUACUAUUAGUAUUAAUGUAUUAUUAAAGAAAAUAAAGCAAUCAUGGGCCUGUUGACAGACACUAAAGAACAUAGUAAACUAAUUAUUCUCUUCAAACAACAUGGAAACAAACUCUGCUUUUUAAGUUAUGUUGUGGGCAUCGUAUGGUUUUGUUUACUGGCAUGGGAACCUUACAACAAUAGGACAUAUUUUUCGGAAAAUGCUCUGCUUCCUGGCCUUGUUCAGCGAGAAUUUUCCCCAGGUCAUGAAACGUCUAGAUUUUUUCAAAGUUUGAAGGAAGAAGCUGGUAGCCAUGCCCGUAUUCCUUAUGCUUGGCUGGGAGCACAAUUCAGGCAGAUGGGUCUUGAUGUUUAUGAUCACAACUAUACUCUUCAUUAUCCAUUUGGUUCAAAGCCUAAUUUUACAGGAAAGAACCUUUAUGCCAUUUUGAGAGCUCCAAGGGCAGCAAGUACGGAGGCUAUACUUCUAUCAGUACCAUACCGAACACCAGAAAACCAGCAUGGCAGCACCCUUCCUGGCAUUGCUCUUAUGCUGUCUUUGGCCAAAUUUUUUCGAAGACAACUGUACUGGGCUAAAGACAUAAUAUUUCUGGUGACAGAACAUGAACUGGUUGGAUUUCAAGCUUGGUUAGAUGCAUACCACAACUCUAAAACAGCACCUGGUGUCCUGGACAGUGGAGAGUUAGAAGGAAGAAGUGGAGCAAUCCAAGCUGCUAUAAAUCUGGAGAUUCACAGCGAUAAGAUCUCUCAUUUUGAUGUCAAGAUUGAAGGACAGAAUGGACAACUUCCGAACUUAGAUCUUUUUAACCUUGUUGUAGAACUCAGUACGCGGGAGUCAGUACCUUCCACUUUUCAUCAGAAGUCUAAUCCCGUUGAAUCAGAAAGUUGGAAGGGAUGGAAACAAGCUUUUUCGACACUGAUGUCAAUGGUGGCUCUUCAAGCUACAGGCCUACCAACUGGGGGACAUGGUUUGUUUCAUCGCUAUGCUAUUCAGGCACUGACCAUAAAAGGAGAGUCCAAUGGGCCUGGGGGUAUCCGAGCUUCCUUCGUACACAUGGGCAGAGUGAUUGAAGGGGUUUUUCGCAGCUUAAACAACUUACUGGAAAGAUUCCACCAGUCCUUUUUCUUUUACUUGCUCCCCUCAACUCGUCGAUAUGUGUCCAUAGGAUUAUACAUGCCUGCUUUCGGUCUGAUUGCUGCUCCUUUGCUCAUUAAGGCAUUGAACCUGUAUCUGUCACUCCAAAGUUCCAAAGACUUGGACAAAAAAGCAACACCUGGGAUGGAAAAUAAAGAUGAAGAUGCAAGAGAAGAGACUUUCCCAAGUCUUUGGCAAGCUUUACCUCUUGUCUUUUCUUCUCACAUUCUGGGUUGUUUGGUGUAUUUGUCACCAGAGUAUUUUGACAGAAUUGGUAUGCUAGCGGAUUUUCAGCUUGAAGAUGGGAUCUUCAUGGGAAUGGCAGCCCUACUGUUAGCUGUUCUUGUAGUUCCACUGUUCAGUAGGAGAUUAAAAAGGUGUGGAGGGAGCCACGGUAUCUACCGAUGUAUUGUUCUUCUGGAGUUAGGUGCUUUCUUUUAUACACUCUCCUUAAUCAACGUUUCUUUGGCCACCUUCUUAGCUGUAGUAUAUGUCCCCGUUGCAGUGUUAGCUGGUACAUCAUCAAGAAGGAUUUUUACAUGGGUUCAUUCUCUCCUUCUCUUGCUAAUUCAUCCUCUCAUGCUGGUGUAUCUAGUGCUGUUGGUCAACUCUGCCUACUUAGAUACAUCAACAAAAAUGGUUGACCACAUGUUUCGUGCUUACACUGGAGUGAAGAAGGUUGUAUUGUACUCUGUGGAAGACUGGUACAUAUACUCCAAUUGGAACUUUGUUAUAGCCUCUGGAGUCUUGUUGCCAGUGUGGCUCCAGCUUUGGUUUUUACCCACACUCUAACUUAACAUUAACAUGUGUUGUACAUUAAAACACAUAUAUCGAAUGUUUGUGUUCGUUUAGUCAAAAUAUUAGCAUAGUCACCAUGGCUGUUCUGUAGCUAGUGACUUUUGAAAAAAUGUUGCCUGUAAGUAUUUAUAAUGUUGUCUCUCAUUAUAAAUUACACAUUAACAGUUU